CGUACUUCCGGUUAACAACCGAAUGUUUACAAUUUUCAAGUCAAUGCUGACAAAUAAAAAAAAAUACAACUUAAAAAAAAAAUAGGGCGCAACAGAAAACAUUUAAGAUCUAGAUCUAUAGAGAUAAAUUCUAGACCUAAUCAAAAGCCAAGAUCCUGAUCGGCCAUGUUCCAGGAUUUGAAGCGUGCCAGAUACAAGCUAGGGCGAGGAUAUGAUUAUGCUAGCAGUGGACGUUCCAAUUUCGCCAUUCUUCUCCAAUCUGGACAACAGAACAAUAAAGAAAGUGAGCGCCAGAGGUGCUUUUCAUGUUCUGCACGAAACUGCUGGGCGAACCAUGGCGCCUGCCAUCAUGUCGGCCAUCCAAUUAAUCCAGUCAAUGUUUUACGAGAUCCUUCGACGUUGAAAGUCUCCGCACCUUUUGAAAUACACACUGGUUCUAACUGUUGCAAAGAGUGUCAUCAUCCCGUUUACGACUUCUUAGGAGACUGUUUCAAUUUAACAUUUCUCAGUAGCAAACCUUCUCAACAGCUUCGUGCUUGGGUGCGAGAUAUAAUUGGCAUCCUUAAGGACGCUGACCUCUUGGAGAAGUUGUUCCAGAUCAUUUCUCCCAAAGAGAAUUGCGUACAUGCUGACUUCAAAGCUAGCUCUGGACCUGAGGUAGGCGAGAAAGACUCCAAUAAUGAUCUCAGUGCUGGCUGCAUAUCCAACUCGGAGAAUAAAGACUUUGAUGUUUUAGACCCGGGAGACGAUCACUGCAUCGACGAGGACCUCUUGUCUUUCAGUUUUGACGAGGACAGCAAGAAAGAGACUUCGUACGAAUUUGAUGAAGACUGCAAGAAAGAGGUGAACCCUUGGUUGAAAGACGAUUGGCACACGCGGAAUGACCAGUGCCUGUGUAAAAAGCUUGACGAUAAUUGGUCCCUGGACUCUAAGGAAACCACAAACGACAGUCUGGUUUUUGAAAAUGAUAACGCUCAAAAUUCAUGGGAUGUCGGAACCGAGCCCAGUAUUUAUCUCACAGACAAUUCUGAGUAUCAUGUAUCAACUGUGGAUUCCGAUGAGUGCUUUGUUUUUAGCUGCAUUUCGGAUUCAACGCCCUCGGUUAGUCCAGACAAUGACAACGAGCUCCCAUGCUUAAACCACAACACAAGUCUAACCAGCAUGCCCGAUGCAGAAAAUGGCUCGUACGUCUGUGACCCAUUCCCCGUGGACGAGAUGUCGCCGCUUUGCGCCGUGCGUAAGGUAGGCGACUGCGGGUCUGACCUAUCUCUUGACAUGCCGAUGAAGGACUGCUCCGAACAAAAGAAAUUUGGUGGAAAUGGCCUAAGCGGGGACCGUGAUAUGGACGACAUUCAAAACUGCAUUGACCCUAUUAGCGACACAUACACCUUGCCAGGUUUCCCUCUCACUAAGCGCAACAAGUUUUACCAAGAAGCAGACGACGGCGCCCAGGGCGAUGGCAUCCACUUCAAUCUGGGUAUACAUCCUACCUGGUGGUGCCACGGCAACAUCAGCAGCAGGGACGGCGUAGGCGUAUUUCCCAUUCCGUCACCUCAGGACAGACUUGCGAGAAUCACUUAUAAGACCCAACCGUCGGACGCCACCUAUGCGGAUGCUCCCAUGUUUGUAUUUUCUUCGGUUGGUGGUGCUAAGAACAGAAACGUUCCAACAACCAGGAUGAUUCCGCUAGACUUCAACUUGAACGCCAUAUACAAAACAGCGCCUAGAGAGGAAAGGGGCGCUGGAGACAAUACUCUUGCCACCGAGGCAGACGCCAACUUGUCACUUUCCCCCCGUGGUACGCCGGAAGGGAGCACUAACAUAGAGGAACCUAAAAGCUCUGUCCAGGAGGAAGCCACGGAUGGUUUUAAAAGUGUUAGGUCAAGGGACGACGUUUGGAACAGAAACACAUUGCAAGAUAGAAAGUAUUUUGCUGGUUUCACGUAUAACACUUUUGGGUCAAUGUUAACAUCAGGUCAGCCUUAUAUUUUGUAUGUCAUUCUAACAUUAAGUGCAGUGAUACUGAGUUCUUGUAUCCCAAGCUAUUGGAGCUGUGAAUCUGUCUUUACAUUAUUUUGGGGAAUUCUGGUUCAUGCAUCGUUAGUUGGAGUCUUACUUUUAUUACUUUUUGUUUGCUUAGAAGCCAACAACCUCACUGAACAUGUCGUUAAAAAGUUGCAGUUGCUUGUCAAGAGAACACUCGCCACACCAUCGUCAAGAGAACUUUUGAUGGCGAACGAUCAAGUCGUCGAGGCGGCAAAAAAGUUUCAAGCAAAUCAUCAGUCUAAGAUAAAUCCACUUGUCAUACAGCCUUCUGACACCAACCCGGAAGCUAGUAGCGGCGGAUCCAGUGAUGAUGCCAUCAAAGAAACGUUGAAAAGCAUUAUCGCCUUUGAAAUGAAGCCUGCGGAGAGCUCCUUGGGAGCUAACACUAACGAAACAGUUCAAGAAAAUUUCUCUUCCAAACCAGUUUCCAUGGCGACAUCAGUUCGUGAAACGAAAGACUGUAUAUCCCAUGAGAUCCUAGAAUCCAGAAACAGCAUCGCUUCCCCUAUUGAACUCAUCCAAGAUAAGCAGCAACCAGGGAUUGAAUGUUCCGAGCUACCUAGCGCGGCUGCUGGUGCCUCGAACGAUGUAUUCAUAAACCAAAUGAAUCAAGAAAAUGAUCAAAGCUGUCAGCCAAAGAAAGCUGCUUCACGUAUCUACGUUGAGAUGUCCACCAUGACAGACUUUGUAGCUUCUAAAGAAUGUGGGGGCAGUGCUUCAUCGUCACACAGUGUGGCACAGACAAUGACCGAGACGACCAACUUCCAGAGUUCUUCAACACAAACCGAGAAUACGAUCGUUGACGACAAGUCCGAGUCAACUUUCCAGAUCGUUGAGAUAUGGCCAGAGGCGGCCAGCGUAGAAACGGCCAACGCCAGUGUUCAGGCAGAAAUGGACGCGAAGAGAAUCUACCAGCAGACAGAGAAGUUGAAGCUGAAACAGGAGCAUGCUCUGCAACGCUUACAGAAGAAAUUUCUCGCAGUUCGUCGAAGGUGUCAAAAAGAAGCGCUUGAAAUGAAGCAACUAGAUCGACGUAAAAAUGAGUGUCUGUCGAAACUUCAGCUCAGUUUGCCCAACUUACAGAAGGAAAGGUUUUCCUUAAUGGCGGAGAGAGCCUCGAUAGAUAAACAGUUUGAAGAUGAGAAGAAGAAGAAUCGCGAACUGGUGUCCAGACUAACUAGAUUAAACCAACAGUUUUAUAGACUGGGUCAAGUUCAGCAACAGCCUCCGCCGCCUCAUUUGCAAUGGAGACAGCAGUACCAACAUCAAACGUAUCAGGUACCAACACAUCGACCGCAAUGUGACCCGACCAUCCAUCUCAACACGCUUAAGCCCGGCCACUCUUCGUCCCCCCACCAACAGACCACCUUGACGCCACCGCAGCACCAACUACAGCAGAAAAUGCAGCAGUCCACCCUUUUGCAAAACCAAGUUCGAGGCAACAGCAACCCCAAUCCAUCACCAGGCCAGCAACCUUGCCAGCAACAGCCAUGCCAGCAACCGGGCCAGCUUCAGAUGCAACAACAGCAGCAGCAACAGAUGAUCCAACAGCAGCAGCAACAGCUACUUCACCAACAACGCCUGCCUAUAUUCCAGCUGUUUAACAAAUCUUUCUGUCAGCCUCACCCCGAUGGCUUGCAGCAAGUUCAUGGACAACCAGCUCAAGUUCACGGACAACCACCUCAAGUUCAAAUGCAGCAGCAGGGUCAAGGACAGCAGCCAUGUCAUGGGAUGAUUCAGGGUCAUGUACAGCAGCAGCCACAACCACAACAGCAACUACCACCACAGCAACAGUCGCAACAGCUUCCUCCACGCAACAAACUUCCUCACUAAUAGAUAAAGUCUGCUCAUUGGAACGUGUAUUGUCAUUGAUCUAGCACACAAACAACAACAUAAAACGAACCAUAUAUAGGUGCGAUUUAAGUCGUCUAUAAAAUGCAUUGCAAAGAUGGGGAAAAUGGCGAUUAUUUAAAUAAUAAAACUGUUACAUAAAUACAAAUGGAAA
Molecule: messenger RNA, 4051 nt
Organism: Biomphalaria glabrata
Lineage: Eukaryota; Metazoa; Mollusca; Gastropoda; Planorbidae
Exons: 9
Coding region: 166-3879 (1237 amino acids)
Source: RefSeq, a predicted model, not a curated record